CUGUGCUCUGAAGUGUUUCAAGUUGUAAUCGGUGUGGGGACAACACAUCAAUUGACAGUCAUGCGAAGGAACUUACUCGCCACCUGACAGGCCAACGGUUCGGACGAAAAGUCAUUCAUACAUCAAUGCGUUUUCCGCGUAGAGUCGUAAUCCACUCGGCUGCAGUUGUUAACUAGUUCAAAAUUUCAAGCUGAAUCCCGAACAUCACCUUUUUUCGUCACUGAUUUGGUGAAUCUGUCUAAAUUUCGUAAAAUCUAUUUUCUCCAAAAUCCGCUGGGAGAAGUCAAAUCACGGAUUUGCUCGGUGACAGUUCUCAACCGACUUUCGUUCGUCCACAAGCCGAACGACUCCGAUAGACCUCGAAAAUCCCAUUUGGCAGAAGAGCCGAGGACUGCCACCUUUUCUUCCCAGCUGCUACGUUGACCGAUCCGCGGCUCCGUCCUUGUCUACCACGCGGUUUCAGCGCGUGCUUAUGAGAAAGAAAGCUGCUGAGUUCAUGCACGAGCGAAUUCGCCACGGUUGAUUUUUCGCCUCGUUCUCGUCAAAGUGACAGUAGUCUUGUCAAUCGUCGUCGCCGCGCACAGUGUAGUGUGAAUAAAACAGAGACGAAGAUAGCGCGAGUGUGAAAAGUUAGUCGUGAAUCGUGUAUGGAAAUUAAAUUGUCGCGGAAAAGAUAGAAGACCUGGGACCGAGGAAAAUCAGCGAAUCGAAUAAAAAUUUUGUGUAGAAUAGCGUGCGUGUCUCUCCUAGUUGUUCGUCGCGUGUGUCGUGAUCAGGGGUGUGCAGUAAGACGAGAAACGAGCCCGAAAAAAACGCAGCCACCACGGUAGAAGUUACUCAAGCCCCAAGCAGGCGACCAGCGACAAGGCAGGCGACCCCAGGAACGACUUCGGAACAGUAGCAGGAGUUCAACCCGAGAAAAAUGUCCACACCAGCGCGUCGACGCUUAAUGCGAGAUUUCAAAAGGCUUCAAGAAGAUCCACCAACUGGUGUUUCCGGUGCACCAACAGAUAAUAAUAUUAUGAUAUGGAAUGCUGUGAUUUUUGGUCCACACGAUACACCAUUCGAAGAUGGAACAUUCAAAUUAACAAUAGAAUUCACUGAAGAAUAUCCAAAUAAACCGCCAACAGUACGUUUCGUGUCGAAAGUAUUUCAUCCAAACGUUUACGCAGACGGUGGUAUAUGCUUGGAUAUAUUGCAAAAUCGAUGGAGUCCCACAUAUGAUGUAUCUGCAAUACUUACAUCUAUACAGUCGUUAUUAAGUGAUCCAAAUCCAAAUUCGCCGGCGAAUUCAACAGCCGCUCAACUAUACAAGGAAAACCGUCGAGAAUACGAGAAACGAGUGAAAGCUUGUGUAGAACAAAGUUUUAUUGAUUAGCCGCCGUCUCGUCGUUAUGUCGUCAUUUAUUGUCGCCAUUACAAUAAAAUAAAACAGCAAAAACAGAAAACAGAAAGUAACAAGAACACAUAAUAAAUUUAAGAAGAUUAUAAGAAUCACAUGGAAAACAGAUGUUAGAAGUUGAAGGAGAAAAAAAUAAUAAAACAUUAGAAAAAGAGGAACAAGAAGAAAUAUACAUUUCUCUACUAUUACUACAACUAAUUGUACACCGCCAAAAAGCCACAACAACACUAGAACAAGAAACAAUCCACACUUCCAGUUUACCCUCUCUAUUUUCCCCCUGUCAUCAUAAACUAUUCGAAGGAAACCACAACAUCUCUUACUUAUUACUAAAUAAUAUAUUUAAAAAUAUAAAACUACAAAAUAAAACAACAAAUAAAUGAAAUUAUCAACCGCCGUGUAAUGUAUAAUUUUAGAGUUUCUUUUUUUAAUCAAAUAGUAGAAAAUAUAAAACACAAAUUUAAAACAAAAGUAAUUCUAAUUGCGAACUGUACAUGUUACCUUUAUUUAUCGGUCUCGUUGCUGCCCCCUUUCACCCAAGCAAUCAAGCCUUCAUGAUAAUUACUCUAGAGCUUUUCCUUAGAAAAUGUUCAAACGUGAUCUUUUGAAAAGGUCACGGUGUAUAUUUAACUCGAAAUUGUCGUUGCUACUUAGGAAGCAAGAAAGAAACCUGAAAAUUACACAAACGAAAAUUAUUUCUAGUCCUCAAAACAAGAGAAAUCGAGCAUCACCCUGUGAUGGACCCUAGGAAACUUUUAAUAUUUCACAUUUUUAUCUAUAAGCGACCCUUUUUCUUUCAUGAACACUUGCUGAACGUGACGUGGAAAUAGUGUUUUUGUGUCUGUUCAUUAGAGUGGCUAUUCCUUUCUCAUUAUUUGGCGACAAAAUCAUAUCAUUAUAUGAUAAGUAUUCGCUUUCUAGA
Hermetia illucens (black soldier fly) is the source of this 2321-nucleotide messenger RNA. RefSeq names its product ubiquitin-conjugating enzyme E2-17 kDa (gene Ubc6). The record is from RefSeq and is a predicted model, not a curated record. NCBI's taxonomy places the organism in Eukaryota, Metazoa, Arthropoda, Insecta, Diptera, Stratiomyidae. Gene Ontology annotation, biological process: DNA repair; protein polyubiquitination; proteasome-mediated ubiquitin-dependent protein catabolic process. The transcript has 3 exons. Gene Ontology annotation, cellular component: HULC complex. The coding region runs from base 923 to 1378 and encodes 151 amino acids. Gene Ontology annotation, molecular function: ubiquitin conjugating enzyme activity.